AUGGAGUGGUGCAAUCCGUUCUCGUCGUCAGCACUCCUGACGUUAGAACAAUGUGAGUGCGGGACGCUGGCACAGCACGAGGUGGUGGAAAAGGAGGAUCCACCCCCGAUCAAUCCAUACGACAUACUUCACCUUCGACGAGACGCCACCACAUCGGAAGUUCGCAAGGCAUUUCGCAGAUUGGGCUUGUUACAUCACCCAGGUAGAACCUGCACCGACGAAGAGCAACAGCAGCGAAGGAUACAGUUAUUUGAUCUACUGUCAGCUGCUUAUGAAACCUUGGUGAACAAAGAAGCGAGGCGAAGGUACGACUUGCAUCUGAGCUCUAUGGAAAACAGGAAAUACACUAGAGGUUUGGCAGGAGAGAUGUAUGUUGGAGGCAAACGUAUGGGGACUCGGAAUUUGGCAGGCGAUAUUUUUGUUGGGGGCCGUUUGGCAACAAGCAGACACAGUCUCAUACUUGCCAAUUCUGAAUCCGAGGCUGAACCUGAAGUAGUGGUUCCGGAAUUGGUUCGGUCCGAUUCUGCGUCAACAUUUUCUUCCGUGGCCUCUGGUGAAUCCUUUGGGGAUGCGUCUGUCGCGUCGACGAAUAUAAGCAAGAAAGAUGACGGAACAAAGAGAACAGCUCAGUUGAAUCGAAUAGAUUUCGUUGAACAGCAAAGAAAUCAAAUUUCAGAAGAGGAAAAAGAGCGAAUCCUGGAAGGACCAUUGAAAGACCUCUUUGAGGCUCGUGGAUGCGUACCAUUUUCAGAUUCGUUGGUCGUCUUUGAACAAGUCUUCGGAAGCAAAGUUUUUGAAACCCCUAUUCGGCCAUUGACACCAACUGCCUCUUGGGAUGAGAUCAAAAGCUUGUCCUCCUAUCCUGCUGGGUGGGAAGGAUCAUCCAAGACCUCACCAGACGGAAGAACCCGAGUAUUUACCACAACUCGUAUCUUGUAUGGCAAGAGAGUUACCCGGAUAGAGACCUUUACUGACGAUCCAGUAACAGGAGCUCGAACCAAAUCUAUGAUUGUUACUUCGCAACCAAUCCAGAAGGAUGUAGUUGAAGAAGAAGUACAGGCAUGCUUCACUGUUUGCGGCAACGGAGCAGCCCCGAGAAUUGAGCAAAAGAUGAGUGACGAAGAACCACUCUUGCUGAAGAACGAGGAAGAACCAUCCUCCUCCUGCUUCUGCAAAGAUCUUUUGCACAGCUAUUGUGAACUAUGCUCGCAGCUGUAUGAUGAAUUCCGCAUGAUUGGGCUUGGAUAUUUUAACAUUUUAACAUGA
Messenger RNA from Cylindrotheca closterium, 1266 nucleotides. The record is from the annotation of a GenBank genome assembly. Lineage: Eukaryota; Bacillariophyta; Bacillariophyceae; Bacillariales; Bacillariaceae.